AUGGAAGUUGAGGAAGAAGAAGUUGCGAAGGAAAUCUCGCAACCUUCGGUUGCGGAAGAGCCGAUCGAGCUGAAGGACGAACUUGAUGAGGCCGACGACGACGAUGUCCCUGUACAACAAAUCUGGCCUGCUCUCACUCCUCACGCCGAAGAGAAAUAUAGAAAGGAGAUUGAACACAUUCAAACGACUUUUCACGAUGACGUGGACAUGUUUGACACUACUAUGGUCAGCGAAUACGCUGAUGAAAUUUUUGAAUAUAUGUCACAGCUCGAAGUCGAGAUGAUGCCAAAUCCUGAGUAUAUCCAUGGCCAAAGCGAGAUCACGUGGGAUAUGCGCCAGACCCUUGUUGACUGGCUUUUGCAGGUUCACCUCCGCUAUCAUCUCUUACCCGAAACGCUUUGGAUAGCGAUCAACCUAGUAGAUCGCUUCCUCAGCAAACGUAUUGUGUCUGUCGUCAAGCUUCAGCUUGUCGGUGUAACCGCGAUGUUCAUUGCAGCCAAAUACGAAGAGAUUCUCGCACCAUCGGUAGACGAGUUUGUAUUCAUGACGGAGGGUGGCUACUCCAAAGAAGAAAUUCUCAAGGGAGAGCGCAUCGUCAUGCAGACUCUUGAUUUCAAAGUUUCCAGCUAUUGUUCGCCAUAUAGCUGGGUUCGUCGAAUAAGCAAGGCAGAUGAUUACGAUAUCCAGACUCGCACGCUUUGCAAAUACAUCGUCGAAGUCACGUUACUGGACUACCGCUUUCUUCGCGUGAAGCCAAGCUUAAUAGCUGCUGUUGGAAUGUACACAGCACGUCGGAUGCUUGGAGGUGACUGGAAUGAUGCAUUCGUUUUCUACUCUGGGUUCACAGAAGAACAUCUCCUCCCGGGGCAUAACUUUGUCGUCGAAAAGCUUCUUGAAAAGAGCUUCGACCGGCAAUAUGUUAGCAGGAAAUAUGCGAAUAAGAAGUUCCUCAAGGCAAGCGUAUUUGCAAUAGAGUGGGCGCGCUUGAACGGAACGACCCCGCAAGGCGAUGCCUGCGAGGAAAUGGUGCUUGAAGCAUGA
This is a messenger RNA of Fomitiporia mediterranea MF3/22, 1041 nucleotides long. RefSeq lists its product as uncharacterized. NCBI's taxonomy places the organism in Eukaryota, Fungi, Basidiomycota, Agaricomycetes, Hymenochaetales, Hymenochaetaceae. Gene Ontology annotation, biological process: G2/M transition of mitotic cell cycle; regulation of cyclin-dependent protein serine/threonine kinase activity. The record is from RefSeq and is a predicted model, not a curated record. Bases 1 to 1041 code for a protein of 346 amino acids. The transcript has 3 exons. Gene Ontology annotation, molecular function: cyclin-dependent protein serine/threonine kinase regulator activity. Gene Ontology annotation, cellular component: cyclin-dependent protein kinase holoenzyme complex; nucleus; centrosome.